Rhipicephalus sanguineus (brown dog tick) is the source of this 3916-nucleotide messenger RNA. RefSeq names its product putative nuclease HARBI1. Lineage: Eukaryota; Metazoa; Arthropoda; Arachnida; Ixodida; Ixodidae. Bases 84 to 1217 code for a protein of 377 amino acids. The transcript is spliced from 3 exons. The record is from RefSeq and is a predicted model, not a curated record.
AGCAGCUCGAUAUGGCUCCUUUUGAGUCACCGGCGGCUUUUUAUUGACACCGUCUGACAACCAUAACACGGACGGAAUACAAAAUGGAGGUGUCGGCGGCAAUGGAGCAGCGCGGUCUUGAAAGAAAGGAGCCCGACGCCGCGUUUGACCUGCCUGACGACGUCUUUCGGCAACGCUAUCGCCUGAAGAAAGAAACUGUGUGGUUGCUGUGCGACGAGUUGGCCGAGGAACUCGGAGAUGCGCGAACGACGACGCUGUCGGUGGAGCAACAAGUGCUGCGCGCCCUGCGAUUCUUCGCGACGGGGAGCUGUCAGGUCUCCUCGGUGGAAAGCGACGAUCCGACUGGCGUCACCCAGCCCACGGACAGCAAGUGCGUGCGACGUGUAGCCGAGGCGAUCAUCCACGCCGGCACCUGCAACCGGUGGCUGCACUUCCCGCGGACGGCGGAGGACAAGGCGCCCAUCAAGGAAGCCUUCCGUCGGCGCGGUGCCUUUCCCGGCGUCAUCGGAUGUGUGGACGCCAGCCUUAUCGCCAUCAUCGCACCUAAGGGCGACCGCAAGACGUGGUUCAUGUCCCCCGAGGGAUACUACGCCCUCAACGUCAUGUUCAUCUGUGAUUCAGACAUGAGGAUUCUGGCUGUUGACCCACUGCGACCGGGGUCGGACUACGACGCCCGCGUGUGGAGGACCAACUGGUUGCGGCGUCGGUUCCAGGAAGGAUGCAUUGCCGAGGCCGGCGAGUACCUCCUCGGUGACAGCAACUACCCCUUGGAACCGUGGCUGUUAACUCCAAUUCCAGGCCAUCCUCCUGCACACAGCGCCGAGGGUAGGUACAACGCUGCACAUGCUGCCACAUGGACUGUUGUCGAACGUUGCAUCAGGCUGCUGAAGAGCCGCUUUCGCUGCCUUCAGCAGUGCCACCCCCUCCACUAUGAUCCAGAAAGUGCGGCCAACGUCGUCGCAGCAUGUACGGUGUUGCACAAUCUGUGCCUUGACGAAGGCGACAGCACGUUUGACGAUGACUGCAGCAACGGUGCCGCUGACAGUAGUAGUGUUCCCCACCCACUGGGAAUUCCACGACGGUGGUCGUCACUCGCAACCUAUCAUCGUGGACAAGCUUUCCGUGAUGGUGUUGUUGGCCUAUUUGGCACAACGCGGAUGCAGCAUCAGUUGUUUGUGAGAAGGAUACGGAGGCGGCUGCGCCGGCAGCAGUCAUAGGUAUGUGCCUGUGCUGCUUCAGCAUUGGAACACACAUGCCCAAUAGAAAGGAAGGAACAGUGUGAAGAAGUGUCAGUGAAUAACGCACAGCUGCUGCUUUUUAUCACACAAUGCUAAUGUAUCGGCGGGUUUUUCACGCAGCCUUUAACAAUGAGUAGUGCUUAUUACAGACACCCGUGCCGUUCCACUCUGAAAAUUAUGCCUUUGUUAUCCAUUUAGGGGCUGUAGCUAGACCAUGUUAUAUGCUCAGUGGUGGAAUGCCAAAGCCACUUCACUGGCAAGCAACACCGUGCCAGAGUUUCUGCUGCUGCUGUCAUCAUCACUGACACUGACACAACCAAUUCACUUUGCAUAACAGGACAUUCAUUUUCAUCUCCUUGUGUCCUUUCCUGACCAGGCUAUGCACACCGCCUUCCGACCAGGCUAUGCACACCACCACAUUAACUGUUCUGUGCACACCUUUCACGGCCUGAGCUGUUUUGUCACACAUCUGCCAUGCUUUUUUGUUUUAGAAAGGCCAAGUGACGCUGAAAAAAAAUUACACCAUCUCCCACUAAAGGGAACCAUGUGAGGAUGCGAAGCAGCGCAUGGGUCGACUUAAAGUUCCGUUCAUCACGGGCACUUUGCCCAAUGUUAAUGCGUCCUUGCAAGUGGAGCACACCAUGAAUUCACUGUAGUUGCUGUUACUCGUCCUGAACUCUUGUUGGAGCACGCCACUCGGGAGCACGUGUGUUCAUCGCGUGUCUGCAGAAUAUCAUUUCCUGACGCCAUCACGUGAUUGCUGAGAGAGUGUAAGGGGGAGAAGCCACAGCGUCUUACAGUAAAAGCUCGUUAAUUCGAAUUCCACGGGGACGAUGAGCAAUUUCAAAUUAAACAAAAUUCGAAAUAAUGAAAGUGAGAAAAAAUAGAUGGAUUUCGCGGGUGGGGGCAUGAAAAAUAUUUAUUGGUCAAAAAAAGUCGGUAAUGACAGUCUUCUUCUUCUUUUCUCUGAAUGCCACAGCUGCGCCUCUCUGUUCCAGCGCGCAGAUGCGGCGUAGGGAAUCCUCUUCACCCUCUUCAAAGCUGAAGAAGAGAUGCGUCACAUUAAGCGCCUCCAUCACCUCAGAAGCUGACGGGCGCACAGGCACUUCGUCAUCUUCGUCUUCCUCACCGUCUGGCUCUUCAGCAACAGGCUGCACACCAGCUACUCGAGCGAUAAUGUCCUCAUCAGUCAGGGCACCACACACCGAUGCACAGGUGUCAACUUCAACAUAAUCGGCAAAACUUACGCCCUGAAGAGUGCCGCGCAAUGCCACUGGCAUGAGCUCCUCAGCCCCGUCCACCUCGACGUCACAACUAUCCUGCACACUUCCAGCUGCAAAUCCACUGUGGCGGAAACAGUUUGCGAUUGUGGUCGCCGUCACCUGUUCCCAUGCGUGCACCAACAUGUACGUGGCAGUGAGCAGUGUAAUGCCAAAGUGCUUCCUGUCGCCCGCGCACAAAAUCAUUCUCUCCAGCAUGUGACGCCUAUAAAAGCACUUGAUAUUCCUUAUCACACCCUGGUCCAUUGGCCGUAGGGCUGCAGUCGUGUUUGCUGGAAGGAACGCUAACUUUGUUGCUCUCAGCUCAACGUCGACUUUGUGCGCCGAACAGUUGUCGACGACAAGAAGAACGUGUCUGCCGCCCAGUUCCAUUCGCCUGUCGAAUUUCAAUAGCCACUUCCUGAAUAGGUCACCUGUCAUCCAGGCUUUCUUGUUUGCGGUGUACUCUGUUGGGAGUGACCGAAUGUUUUUGAAGCACCGUGGCUUGUGCGCUUUGCCAAUCACAAAAAGGGGGACCUUUUUCGUACGGGUCAUAUUUGCGGCGACCAGAACAGUGACACGCUCUUUGCUGCGCUUGCCGCUGGCACAGCUGUCUCCCUUGUAGGUGAUCGUCUUGUCUGGCUGCAACUUGAAAGUAACGCUGUCUCGUCAGUGUUGAACACAUCCUGUGCCGAGUAGCUCUCCAAGUACUGCUGCAGGGUGUCGCUUCUCCAAGUAGCGCAUGUUUCGCCGUCCACUUCUUUUGCCUCGCUGGAUAACGUGCAGAAUAUGAGAUUGUGCCGCUCCCUGAAACGAUGAAACCAUCCCUCGGAGGCGACAAAGUCGAUGUCCAAGCGCAGGGCGAAAUCGGCUGCCUUGGCCAUGAUGAUAGGGCCGCUCAAUGCGAUACUCUGGGCUCUCAUUUCUUUAACCCAGAUAAUGAAAGCUGACUCCAGUUCCGGGAAUUUCGCUGUCCUUAGCCUUUUCCGACUGGCGCCAAAAUCCUCGGCUUCACAGGCAUUUUCAAUGGCCGUCCUGUUCCGUAUGUAUGUUGACAAUGUGCUCGGAGGUAUGCCGUGCUUCCUUGCAAUUUCAUAUUUGCUCGACUUCCCUUGGUCUACCUCUCGCAAAAUCUCCACCUUCUCCUUGACAGUCUUCGCACAGUACUUGCCCCGCGGCAUCUUGCAACUUUGAUGCGGAAUAAGACGGCAUUGACGGCGUGAACAAACAACCUGCUCGAAGAACAAAGUGACGCCGCUGGGUGCGGCCUAGGACUAUCUGCCACUCCGCUGCCUCAGCAUCCCGUGUAUAACAAGUUGCGCCAGGCGCUGAGAUAGUGGGAGGGCGACGGAACAAAAUUGCUCCCAUGAUUUCGGAGGCCAUACUUUGCUCGCCCUUUGCUCGGAGGCCACCUGAAGC